GUGAAGCACACACUAAUCCCGGCGCAGUGAGCUGCCUGCAACAGCGGCGCUCGGAGCGCAGUGAGGGGUUAUUUGUCACAUUGAGAGGCACAUUGUCGCGCUACCGGUCGGGUGCGUCAGCACCUGUAGAUGGCUGAUGGCAGUUAUUUGCAGGAAUGUCUGUCCUGCCGCUCAGUCCAUAAUUGCAUAUUUUCACCACGAGAGUGCUCCACUGCGACUGUCUGGGUUAGGAGUUCGGCUAAAUAAUAGUAAAUGGUGAGUUCAAACUGGUUUGCUGUCACGUCGAUCGUGGGUUACCCAAGUCUUCACUGACAGAUCCAUCCAGACGCGAAUCUCUCUCUGACCAUCUAGACACUUUCAAUCCAGUAAUAUAGAGGGUCGUUAAAGAGAAAGAAGACCUGUUGCCUGAAGAAGAGGAUAUUUUCAUCCCCCUUGGUACACAGUUUCUUGUUUUGGAAGAAAUAACCUUUAUUUGGGAACAUGGAACUAUCUCUGGCCCAUCCUGCCAUUAAGGCCUUCAUGUGUGGUUCUCUAAGUGGCACCUGCUCCACGUUACUCUUCCAGCCUCUGGACCUGGUGAAGACCCGGCUGCAGACCCUGCACAACACCGUCCAGCCAGGUUCUGCGAGGGUGGGGAUGGUGACCGUGUUUCUCAGUGUGGUGAGGACAGAAAAGCUCCUAGGACUAUGGAAAGGAGUGUCACCAUCUUUUGUGCGCACCAUCCCUGGCGUGGGGAUCUACUUCAGCACCUACUUCUCCCUGAAGCAGCACUUCUUCCUGGAGAAAGGCCCCAAGGCCCUGGAGGCCAUGAUGCUGGGGGCUGGGGCCCGUGUGGUGGCAGGGGUGUGUAUGCUGCCUGUCACUGUCAUCAAGACACGUUUUGAGAGUGGGAGGUAUAACUACAGCAGUGUGCUGGGGGCCCUGCGCAGCGUGUGGCAGACUGAGGGCCCGCGGGCCCUCUUCUCCGGCCUGGCAGCCACACUCCUCCGAGACGCACCCUUCUCAGGCCUCUACCUCAUGUUCUACAGCCAAAGCAAGAGCGCACUGCCAAUGCAGAUUAGCUCAUCGUCCUACGCACCAUUGGGUAACUUCAGCUGUGGGGUGCUGUCGGGUGUCUUAGCCUCCUUGGUGACUCAGCCAGCAGAUGUUGUCAAAACGCAAUUGCAAGUUUGUCCCCAUCUCUACAAGAGGACAUCAGAUGCUGUAUACUUCAUAUACAAGGAACAUGGAUUGUGUGGGUUUUUCAGAGGUGGUGUGCCUCGCUGCCUGAGGAGGACCAUGAUGGCGGCCAUGGCCUGGACUGUGUACGAGCAGCUCAUGGCUCAGUUAGGCCUCAAGUCCUGAGUGGAGGACCAGACACAAAGACACAGAGCGUCAGGGAAGUGUGGACGAACAAGCAAGUGAUAGACAAGUGGACAAGUUGGUCGGCAACCUUGUAAAAAGUGGGACCGUGUAUGGACAGAUCAGAGAGUGCAAAGAACGACCUUCUGUGGGCUCACCUUGCCAAUAGAGACACUGUGACUGUGAAUUAUGCCAUUUGUCUUUUCAAGUGUAAGGCAGCUGCAUUAAUGGCGCACACAGAAAGACAGUAAUUCUUUGGCUGAAUUGACUGUGGAGGUAGAACUGCAGGCCUUGAGGUGAACACCUCACCUCUGUUUUAAAUGUGACUAUAUGAAACCUGAGAUUUAUAAAGUUCAAAUCACUCUGACAUGGACUUAACUUUGCUUUUCCUGCACUAAUACUCUGUCUGAGAAGCUUUUAGUUAUAAUGUCUGAAGAUUGACUACUUCAUAUCACUGCACAUAACAGUUGAUUUUGACAUUGUAAGCUACAGUAGAUGAAAGUGGACUGAAUACUGCCAUUCAAAAUGCACAUCUUUUUUUUCCUAGAUGGAUGCACUUUAAAUCUGCUUAAGAGAAUGUGUGACCAUCUUUAUUAUAUUGUUGUUACUAAGGUACUACUAAAUGCACAAUGAAAUGCUGUUUUAUAUGAACACUAGCAUUGCUUAUGUUUAAUA
Alosa sapidissima (American shad) is the source of this 2016-nucleotide messenger RNA. RefSeq names its product mitochondrial glycine transporter A-like. Gene Ontology annotation, cellular component: mitochondrial inner membrane; mitochondrion. Gene Ontology annotation, molecular function: glycine transmembrane transporter activity. The transcript is spliced from 9 exons. Lineage: Eukaryota; Metazoa; Chordata; Actinopteri; Clupeiformes; Clupeidae. Bases 481 to 1344 code for a protein of 287 amino acids. Gene Ontology annotation, biological process: glycine import into mitochondrion. The record is from RefSeq and is a predicted model, not a curated record.